Molecule: messenger RNA, 2581 nt
Organism: Solea solea (common sole)
Lineage: Eukaryota; Metazoa; Chordata; Actinopteri; Pleuronectiformes; Soleidae
Gene: cln8
Product: CLN8 transmembrane ER and ERGIC protein
Exons: 3
Coding region: 186-1055 (289 amino acids)
Biological process (GO): lipid homeostasis
Cellular component (GO): membrane; endoplasmic reticulum
Source: RefSeq, a predicted model, not a curated record
UGAAGUCUUGUGAUGUGAAUUGUGUUGAAGCUUCAGGCGACUGAUGUGUAACACUAAUGUGUUCACUGGAGACGCCUCUGUACGCUAUGUACUAACUACGCUCUGAGUGGACCAUGUUUGGUCCACAAUCCCAUGUUCAGCAGAGCUUCAGUCCAUCUUAACUCCAGCGUCCUCCCACCAUCACCAUGGAUGCUGACCAGCCACCCAGCCCUCUUCCCCAGCCCAGUGCACAAUAUUUCCAAUGGGACUAUCGCCUCCAGGUUAUUAGCCUGGGAUUCGGAUUCUACGCAGCAGCAUUCCUCCUCUCCCACCUCCUCUCUGCGGCUCUGUCCAGCACCUACAAGUCCCUGCUAUCUAAGGAGAAAGUCUUCUGGAACCUUGCAGCCACUCGGGCCGUGUUUGGCAUCCAGAGUUCUGUAGCAGGCCUCCGGGCGCUGACGGAGAACUCUGUGUUGGCCAGAGACAGAGUGACAGGUCAGGAGGACUGGUCGUGGUUCACUAUCCUAACAGCCACGGGCUUCUUCGUGUUUGAGAAUAUGGCACUUCACGUCUCCAGUGUGGUGUUUUGGUCGUUUGACGUCCCACUGGCGACGCACCAUUUCUUCGCCCUCGCGGGGUAUGCAGGGGCGGUUGUGUGGGAUUUCACUGGUCACUACCUGCCCAUGGUUACUCUGCUGCUGGAGAUGAGCACACCGUUUACCUGUGUAUCCUGGAUGUUACUGAAGGCUGGCUGGGCACGCACUCUGAUCUGGAGAGCCAACCAGUGGGUGAUGAUCCAUAUGUUCCACUGUCGCAUGGUCCUCACCUACUACAUGUGGUGGAUAACUUUCACCCACUGGAGUGACAUCAAUGCUCACAUGGCCCUAGCCCAUCGGCUGCUCUUCUACACUGGCCUCGCUCUGCUCACAGUGGUCCUCAACCCCAUGUGGACACACAAGAAGACCAUGCAGCUACUCAACCCCGUGGACUGGAACUUUGGCAACAAGUCGGUUCCUCUGAAUGGUGCCGUACGCGGCCAAACUGGAGUUAGACCUGUUAAGCCUCAUGCAAGCUGAGGGCCACCAACAAGGUCAUUUCUUAUCAGACUGAUGCCAUAUUUGCUUUUAAUUGUUUGUCGUUCAGAAUUGACGUGUGAACUGACUGACUGUAGCCUUUUUACAAUACAAUAGGACGUCAAGUCCUCGACCUCUUUGCUCCUAGAUACACAUUCCCUCCCAUCAGGUUUUACAUUCAAGCAGUGCAGUGUUUUUUUUUUUUUUUUAAUUGUGUGAAGGAAUGAAUAUUUAUUUAACCCGUUUUUACCUCUUAGCAGUGUGGCUGUGUAACAGUGUGAAAUGGGGCACUGCAUUUGUCAAAUUCAGGACAGUGUGUUGUGAAACAUCCAGUCUGGUCGGUUCAUUUACAGAGGGGGAAGAAUAGAAAGUGCCCUGACUGAGAGAACAUACCACUGUGACACCAACAGUCAAAUCUGAAUUGUUUGUUCUUGUUCCACGUGAUUUGAAAAAUUCACAAAAAUAUGUAGUGUUUAAAGAAGUGAAAAAAAUAUCCACUUUGUCAUUUCGAGGGCUCAUAUUUUGGGCCGUAGCCUACCCCCCCCCAAGAUAGUGAAGUAGCUCUUACCUAAUCCUGCUAAAACAUACAUCCUUGUAUGUUGUAAGAGCCAUUCACACACACACACACACAGACAUGAAAAUCUAAAUCGUGGAAGUGAGAUGAAAAAUCAGCUUGAAACAUUUGUAAGAUUUGGUGAAGCUACGUAACGAGUACAGUAUUUAAAUAUUUCUAUCCUGUCAUGUUGGAGUGGGUUUUUGCGCUGCUGCUGCUGCUGCGGCGGCGUCUCUCCGUUAAGCAGAAGAAGACGAGUAGUAUCAUGUUGUGUCUUGCUUCUCAUCACUAGUUUAAAAAAAAAAAGCCAAGUAGUAUAGUCACAACAAGAAUGUGGUCUUUGUCACCCGUAGAGCCAGUUGUGCUUUUACAACAGACAUAAUUGUAUUAUCAGCACAUGAGUUGCAGUUAAAACAUCUACUUCUGAAGGUCUCUCACUGGAGAGUUGUGGAUAAUUAAAUCUGUCAAGUCGUCAUGGUUCAGGUUAAUAUGGACUGGAUCCUCUUUCUGAUCCUUUUACCUUUUAUCACUCACAUUUCCCAGAGUCUAAGCUGUAGCAGUAUUUCUACCAUACCAUACCUCCAUAAUUAGUUAUGCUAAUUUAGUUAUGUAGGUUUAGUUUUGUUUUUAUGUGUGGAUUUAUAACUUAAAAGAAAGAAGAAGAAGAAAAAGGAGGAGGAAAUGGUAAAUGAUGGAUGCCAUCAGUGUUUAAAAAAACAACAAAAACCAAAGAAGUGCUAUAGCAUUUGAAAAUAUUUUAUCUUCAUCAGUUAAUAAACAGAAAUACAAUAUGGUUUUUUUUCUCUUACUGUACAUGAAAUUACUAACAUCAGAGAUUGUUGUAUUUCCUUUUUGAAUAACACUGCAUUGUAACAUUGCACAGUAGGUGGAGAACAAACUGUCUGUUCACAUUGUGUUUUUGUUGGGGAGUACUUUGAUUUGAUUUGAAUACUAAAAAUGGUUUACUCACACAAUA